AUGUUCUUCUUCUUCGUGGCCCUGGUUGGCCUAUUUUCUUUCACCUUCGCUUUCCCGACUCCAGUCGAUUACAAUACCAAUAUGACCUCUACCGAUGAAAACGUCGGAAACAAAUUGAUGGGCAUCGUCAGCAACCGCGAAGGCGCCUGCGAUUAUGACGAUGAUAUGAAACGUGCCAAAGAGGCGGGCAUCGACGCCUUUGCACUAAACAUCGGCACCGACUCUUACGGCGACACUCAACUGAACUAUGCCUAUGAAUCCGCUGCCAACAACAGCAUGAAAGUGUUCCUCUCCUUCGACUUCAACUGGUGGCAAACCAGUCAAGGCAGUGAAGUCGGCCUUAAGAUCGCGCAGUAUGCAAAUCACCCCGCGCAGCUCAUGGUCGAUGGAAAGGUCUUUGUCUCAUCAUUUUCGGGCGACGGCGUCGAUGUCGAUGCAAUCAGAUCCACUGCUGGCAGCGAGAUCUUCUUUGCGCCGAAUUUCCGACCCGGUCAAAGUGAUUUCGAUAAGAUCGAUGGCGCUUUUAACUGGAUGGGUUGGGACAACGAUGGAAAUAACAAGGCUCCGACUGCUGAGCAGAAGGUUACCGUUUCAGAUAGCGAUGAGGUUUAUACUGAUGCUCUUCAGGGAAAAGCAUACAUUGCGCCCGUCUCGCCUUGGUUCUCGACCCAUUACGGCCCUGAGGUCUCUUACAGCAAGAACUGGGUGUUCCCUUCCGACCUCCUCUGGUAUGACCGGUGGAGGGAAAUCCUACGUCUCAGCCCUCGCUUUGUGGAGAUCAUCACCUGGAAUGACUAUGGCGAGUCACACUAUAUCGGCCCGCUGGCGUCACCACACACAGAUGACGGUGCCUCGAAGUGGGCAAUGGAUAUGCCCCACAACGGCUGGCUCGAUAUGGCAAAGCCCUUCAUCGCCGCCUACAAAGCAGGCUCGAGACUACCCAUCAGAUUCUUAGAGGAAGAGAAACUAGUUUACUGGUACCGGCCAACCAUGAAGAGCGCCGAUUGCGACGCAACCGACACAACAAUGCAAGGCAGCGCCAAUAACGACACCGGCAACUUCUUCCGCGGCCGGCCCGACGGCGCACACACAAUGAAUGACGAGGUUUUCGUCGUCACGAUGCUGAAGAUGCCCGCGCUGGUACGGGUGCAAUCUGGUGAUAAUACUGAGACCUACAUCGCACCUCCAGGAGUCUGGUCACACGCGGUGCCGAUGGGUGUGGGCAAGCAGAGUUUCAAGGUCACCCGCGGCUUCCGGACGAUUUUGUCGGGGACGAGCUUGAAGGAUGUUCUUGACACGUGCGUUUGCGGCAUCUACAACUUCAAUGCUUAUGUGGGCACUCUGCCGGCGGAGGAAACUAUUGACCAGUUGCAGCCGGCUGGGUUGACUAUGUUGACGGAUGGGUUGCGAGUGACGCCCCGGAUUAACACUCUGGGUCAAUAG
Molecule: messenger RNA, 1443 nt
Organism: Penicillium expansum
Lineage: Eukaryota; Fungi; Ascomycota; Eurotiomycetes; Eurotiales; Aspergillaceae
Product: glycoside hydrolase family 71 protein
Exons: 4
Coding region: 1-1443 (480 amino acids)
Biological process (GO): mating projection tip cell wall disassembly
Molecular function (GO): glucan endo-1,3-alpha-glucosidase activity
Source: RefSeq, a predicted model, not a curated record